AUGUGGUGCUUCAAUCGACGUACCAGAACAAUAUCAUUCGGAGUAGCAGCAUCACCGGAAGGCGGUGAUCCCCCCAGACAGGGACCUUCCGAACUAUGCACAAUCUGUCAAUCACCUGCCGAUCGAGAAAGAUACCGUUGCAACCGCUGUGAAGACGUGAGCUACUGUAGCUCAGAAUGUCUCGAAACGGACGAAGGUGUUCAUGCUCUGGCGUGCGAGACCUUCGAAGCCUACCCGCCUCCGCUUCUCCCAGAACAACAGAAGCAUGGAAUAGCCAUGGUCCGUUGCCUCAUCUUCGAGGCGAAUGCUGACAGGCCGAAGUUUGUUUGGGUCAGCGUCAAGGCUGAAAACCCGGUCGGCAUGCAAGAAUAUCUGGGCACCUGUCUCUGCGAGAUCAAGAUCGACAGUCUUUGUAAGGACAGCCGGCGGAAUGCGGAAUGUGCAGACUGUGGUUGGAGGUUGAGUUUCAACGCACACGAGGGCAUGGCGGACAUCAAGAUCGGGAAGCGCAUCGAGGACGUUGAAAUCGACGUGGAGAGGUAUCCGUGGAAAGGGAGCGUCGCUUUCAUGAUUUAUAGAAAGUCUGCGCAGAAGAAUAUUCCGCACUUUCGAGAUGUUAACUUAACUGACUUUCGGGACAUUGUGGACUUCCUUUCGGUCCAAGAAUAUGAUGGGCAGUACGAUGAACUCUCGUCCCUGCGGGCGCGGCGGGCGAGAAAGUUCAACAUCGUGCACAUGUACACGGAACAAGGAGUGAGGAAGAUGUUCCGUGCGAGACAACACAUUGUGCCUCAGGAUCAUCCAUUAAUUCGCGAUCAGGGAGCCAGCAAUAACUGGGGCACACUACUCCAGUUUUCUCCGCACAUUGGGAUUCCACUGUAUGCGGUUCGGCUGAACAAUUACCUGCGCUCGCAACCGAUUCACCAAGACCCAGGAUCAUCAGAAUUUCCUUGGGAACCACUUGUACUUCGAAGCCUCCUCGACCCCCGCGACAAUGACCUUCCUUUGGCUUCUAACAGUCCCAACAACGCCCAGAACAGUGCCAUUACUUCGGCUUCUAAUAGUCGCAUCAUCUCCCUCCUGCAGGGCAUUGGCAUUUCUUCGUCAGCUUCGGCUGAGAGAGAGUUGUGGAAAGCAGGCUACGAAAAUGACAAUCAUCUAUCUGUGGUGCUGGUCCGGGGUGAUCGGAAGGACUUGAGAUCCGUGGACAUUGAGGUAUUGGCAAAAUGGAUGUUGAAUUGUGUUAUUCCAAGCAUGGGACACGAUCAUUCAAGGAGCUGGACUGAUGGAAGAUAUGCACAGUUCUUUACCAAGCAGGAGUACGAUUGGCACUGGCACAAGUUAGAGAGUGUAGCGCUCGGACUUUCGUCUGUCCUCCCUUGUGGGACGGUAGUCGCAGGGCAUGAUCGUCUCCCAUGCCCAUACAAUCUUUGA
Hyaloscypha bicolor E is the source of this 1434-nucleotide messenger RNA. RefSeq lists its product as uncharacterized. NCBI's taxonomy places the organism in Eukaryota, Fungi, Ascomycota, Leotiomycetes, Helotiales, Hyaloscyphaceae. The record is from RefSeq and is a predicted model, not a curated record. Bases 1 to 1434 code for a protein of 477 amino acids. The transcript has 4 exons.